UAUUUUCCAGCUCUUCUCAUUUGCUACUUUGCACGUACACUUUGUACAACUACACUUGGUCAAUUGGAUAUUGGCCACUCAUCUACACACAGUGGGUGCCAUUGUUGGCUUACGGACUGCUAUUCCUGUCUAUUCGCUCUCUCGACUGCUCAGCCGGCCAACUCCACUUCUCCACAACUCUCAAUUCUGCACAAUGUCAAGUCUCAAGAGAAAAGCGGCGACAACAGGCAACGAGACUGAGGCAAAGAAAACAAGGGCCAACGGCAGCAUUUCUUCUUUCUUUGGUGCUGCCCCAAAGCCUGCUGGUGCUCCUGCCGCCCCCUCUCCAGCGACCAGGUUUGACAAGGCAAAAUGGGUUGAAGGCUUGACUGCCGAGCAGAAGGAACUGCUCAAGCUUGAGAUUGAUACUCUCCACGACAGCUGGCUGGCAUUGCUCAAGGAUGACGUGACCACAAAGGAAUUUCUUGACUUGAAGAAAUUCUUGAACCGUGAGACGGCUGCUGGCAAGAAAUGGUUUCCGCCAAAGGAAGACGUGUACUCCUGGUCUCGUCAUACGCCAUUCAACGAAGUCAAAGUCGUCAUCGUCGGCCAAGAUCCCUACCACAACGUGAACCAAGCCCACGGCAUGGCCUUUUCCGUUCGACCGCCCACUCCGGCGCCACCGUCGCUCCGAAAUAUGUAUAUUGCUUUGAAGAAGGAUUAUCCUAGCUUCGUCGAGCCGCUGAACCGAGGUGGCUUGUUAACGCCAUGGGCAGACCGAGGCGUGCUGAUGCUCAAUACCUGUCUUACUGUUCGUGCACAUGAAGCCAAUUCACAUGCCAAUCGCGGCUGGGAGCGAUUCACGCAAAAGGUCAUUGACCUCGUUGCUCAAAAGCGGACGCGAGGUGUGGUCUUCAUGGCCUGGGGAACACCGGCCAGCAAGCGAGUGCAGAGGGUGGAUAAACAACGCCACCUGGUGCUCCUCAGCGUUCACCCUAGCCCACUCAGCGCAUCUAGGGGAUUCUUUGACUGUGGUCAUUUCAAAGCAGCAAACGAAUGGCUCAUCACUAGAUAUGGUGAUGACGGGGAGAUUGACUGGGCCCUGAAGCCCGGAAACACAACCAGGAAGCUUGUCAAGGAGGAUGCCAAAGAAGACGCCAAAGAAGAUGCGGAACCAGUAGCAAAUGGAAAUGCAAAGGGCGCAGAGACACUAGACGAGUCACCAGAGAAGUCAAAAGAGAGUGCAAAGACCAAUGGUGCGUCUAAAUCGAACAAGGCAGAACUCAAAAGCGAAGAAGACGACAUCGAUUCCGAUGACGAGGCUGCGUUGGAAGAAGCUCUUAAGCUUGCAGAAGAGCAAACCAAGAAUUAAGCAUGAAACCAUAUGUGAACGAAGAGAAAUGGUUACGAUUGGAAAGGAAAAGCAGCGAUUGGACAUGAUGGCAUGUUUUGAAUACGUUUAAGCUAUAAACGAUAGCACCUGGGAUAAUACUAUGAAAGCGUCGGCAACGCAGGUUUAGGGCACAUCAGAUUGAAAUAUAGGGAACUUCACAAUACAACAUGGGAUUUUACGGUUAUGAAGCUUUUGGUGGAGCAUUAGAUAGUACUGCGCUGCAAUCGCCUACGAUUUCAUCCCGCCUAGAGAGCAUGAAUCCUUGCUGCGGUUUUCACAGUGUACUUACAAGUAUAGCUUCUUGCUGUCGCGUAGCUAAAACUAAUCGCUUCCGCGACAAUUUCGCU
This is a messenger RNA of Trichoderma atroviride IMI 206040, 1719 nucleotides long. RefSeq lists its product as uncharacterized. Gene Ontology annotation, molecular function: uracil DNA N-glycosylase activity. Lineage: Eukaryota; Fungi; Ascomycota; Sordariomycetes; Hypocreales; Hypocreaceae. Gene Ontology annotation, biological process: base-excision repair, AP site formation via deaminated base removal; base-excision repair. Gene Ontology annotation, cellular component: nucleus; mitochondrion. The record is from RefSeq and is a predicted model, not a curated record.